Messenger RNA from Gossypium raimondii (Peruvian cotton), 2475 nucleotides. RefSeq lists its product as uncharacterized. Gene Ontology annotation, cellular component: Mpp10 complex; nucleolus; small-subunit processome. Gene Ontology annotation, biological process: rRNA processing. The transcript is spliced from 9 exons. Lineage: Eukaryota; Viridiplantae; Streptophyta; Magnoliopsida; Malvales; Malvaceae. The record is from RefSeq and is a predicted model, not a curated record. Bases 1439 to 2359 code for a protein of 306 amino acids. Gene Ontology annotation, molecular function: rRNA primary transcript binding; snoRNA binding.
AUUUUUAAAAAAAAUUCAAAACUCUCUCCCCUCUCAUCUUCUUCCCCAGAAUCCGGCCACCGGUCCGGCCCGGCCUCCGGCAUUGCACCGCCGUGUGCGGUGGCCGACGUCUCAAAAUCGGAUCUUUUUGAUCCUAGUUCGAAGCCGAGUGUCUCUUAGGCACGGAUCUGGGGCCGAAUCUCGUGAAACAAAGGCCGAAGACCCGAAAAGGGCGAAACCGCUCGCCUUCCUCCACGUCCGGCGCGGCGCAGGUAAAAAAGGUAAAAAGCCUUCUCCUUUAUUUUUUUUCUUUAUGUUUUCAAGUUAAAAAUAAAUAAAUAAACUUAAAAGAAAUAAAAACAGUAAGCAAAAGAAAAGAUAAAACUGAGCCAAAAAAAUGUUCAACCUUUUUCUUUUUGUUCUUUUAUAAAAAUCGAGGCCGAACCCCUCUUGAUGAAUACAUUCGGCUUUUUAUAGCCUUUUCAUACAUUUUUAUCUAUGUUUACUGCUAUUUUGUUGUUCUUCUCCUGCUUUGCGUGUUUGGUUUGCUGUUUUGCAGGUGUCAGUAGAGCCGGUGGCGAUGUGACCGUGACGGUGGCAAGUGGGCAUGGUUGCAGGCGGCGGCAGAUGCAAGUGGGUAGAUGCGGCGCCUAGGUUAGGGGCUAGGGUUUCAGACUUUCUGAAACCCUAGGCAGAUUUUUUCAUGAAGUUGGGCCUGGGCUAAGUGGGCUUCGGGUUUGGGUGUAAAUGGGUAGUUGGGCUGGUGGGUUGAUUGGUUAGUUGGGUUUUGGGUUAAGUUUGUUUUAAUUUUGGGUCUGCUGGUAUGGGUUUAGUCUAGGUGGGUUAAUUUGGGUACUGGGUCAAAAUGUUUUUGUUUAGUUUAGGGUUAAUUGGGUUUUGGGCUAAAAAUUGGGCUUGUACAAUAGAUUUAAAGGUUGUUAGCAAUGUCAAGACUAAAAUUUUAAAUUUUGAAAAGUAUAGGGAUAAGUAAGAAUGAUCCAAUUAAAAGAACAAGGACUAAAUCUACAUGUGUUAUUAUUUGGGUCAAAACUAAAAUUUAACCAAACAUAUUUAACUACUAUCGUUUUACGUCAUGAUUAAAUUUUCAAAAUUCAAAAAGUACAAAAGACUAGAAAAACACAGGUACUAAAUUUAGAAAAUUUAUAAAAAAGACUAAAUCCACAAUUUAUACAGUGUAUAGGGACUAAAUAAAAAUUUGACCUAAAAUUUAUAUAAAUCUCCUCACUCUCCGCCAAUCUCUCCCCUUUGGACUUUUAUGGAUAAUUAAUUAAUUAAUUAUUUAUUUUUGGACAUCUUUGCUAAUCAAUUUAUGAAUAACCAAUAAAAAUCAAAGUUAUUAAACCCUAAACCCUAAUUCAAUUCAGCACAGCCUAGCCAUUCUCAUUCAACAUUCCAAAUCAGUCGCUGUUUUGAUUAUCUUAAAUUGAAGUAAAUAAAAAUGUUGAGAAGGAACAUUCGAUUGAGGAGAGAGUAUUUGUACAGGAAGAGCUUGGAAGGCAAAGAGCGUUUGCUUUAUGAGAAGAAACGGAAGAUCAAAGAAGCCCUUGAAGAGGGAAAACCCAUUCCAACUGAACUCCGGAAUGAGGAGGCCGCGCUUCGCCAAGAAAUUGACCUUGAAGAUAAUUACACUUCCAUUCCCAAAACUCAUAUUGAUGAUGAAUAUGCAAAUGCAACUGUACGAGAUCCUAAGAUUUUGCUGACAACAUCUCGUGAUCCAAGUGCUCCUCUUAUACAGUUUGUUAAGGAAUUGAAGUUUGUCUUUCCUAAUGCAGAGCGAAUGAAUCGUGGUAGCCAGGUUAUAUCUGAAAUUAUUGAAAGUUGCCGUUCGCAUGAGUUUACAGAUGUAAUUUUGGUUCAUGAACAUCGGGGUAUACCUGAUGGUUUGAUUAUAAGUCAUCUACCUUUCGGUCCCAUGGCAUACUUUGGGUUACUCAAUGUGGUUACAAGACAUGACAUUAAAGACAAGAAAGCCAUCGGAACAAUGCCUGAGGCUUACCCUCAUUUGAUUCUUGAUAAUUUUAAAACCAAGCUGGGUGAAAGAACAGCGAACAUUCUAAAACAUUUAUUCCCUGUGCCAAAGCCUGAUACAAAACGUAUUGUGACUUUUGCUAAUCGGUCCGACUAUAUUUUGUUCAGGCAUCAUAUCUAUGAGAAGCCUGGAGGUCCUAAAUCAGUUGAGUUAAAGGAGAUUGGUCCAAGGUUUGAAUUGCGGCUUUACCAGGUAAAAUUAGGAACAAUGGAGCAGAGUGAAGCCCAGAUUGAAUGGGUUAUUAGACCAUACAUGAACACAACCAAGAAACGCAGCUUCAUUGGGAACGAGCCAGAACCAGAUGAUAAAAGAAAGAGAAAUAAAGCUUGAAAUUUGUCAUAUUCUCGUUAUUAUGUUGUUUUGGUUAGGCUUUCAUUUAUGUUUUUAAGCUUGUUUGAAUUAUUAACAUUUCAUAUCAAUUUUAAUUUACAGAAACAAUUAUGUUA